Molecule: messenger RNA, 3098 nt
Organism: Astyanax mexicanus (Mexican tetra)
Lineage: Eukaryota; Metazoa; Chordata; Actinopteri; Characiformes; Acestrorhamphidae
Gene: ccdc39
Product: coiled-coil domain containing 39
Exons: 20
Coding region: 183-3047 (954 amino acids)
Biological process (GO): cilium-dependent cell motility; cilium movement; inner dynein arm assembly
Cellular component (GO): axoneme
Source: RefSeq, a predicted model, not a curated record
UCCCUCUGUCGGCGGGCAGCGGGGCGCUCCCGUGCGGCCUGUCUGUCGCUAAGUAACGGGGAGAACAACAGUGAUCCGGGAAGCUGAACACACAGUCCGGGUCUUUAUCCCGCCGGAGAAAAAGCUUCAUUUCUGUUACUCAGCUCUUAUUCAGCUCAUUUCUACCGGAGAGAGAGGAGAACAUGGCCAGCGCGGUGCUGUCUGAAAUAGCCUGGGACGACGGGUUCGCUAUUCCCGUGGCUAAUGCGAGAAAUAAAGCCCUGGAGGAGGAGCUUCAAAGAAAACUGAAGAAGAAGGCGAACAUUGAAAAUGAACUAAGUCAGCAUGAGGACAGAAUAUCUGCCAUGACUGAACACAUGAAGGACGUCAAACAGGAGCUCUCUCACACUCAGGCGCUCUGUAUGGCCAGAGAAAAAGAGGAGAAGUCUGAGAUGCAUUUUAAAGCCCUGGCGGAAAGGGAGAUGGGACGCCUGCGGCAGGAGCUCGCUCAGCUGGAGAAUGAACUGGGAUCACUGCGAGAGAGGAAGAACACACGGGAGAACAACAUCUUCAAGGCGACGCGUAGGAUAGAAGAGCUGAAGAGUCAGCUGAACUGGGAUCAGCAGGCUCUGGACACCUGGCUGGAGGAAUCGGCACGCAAAGAUGAAGACACCAUGGCCAUCAUCAAAUACGCGCAUCAGGAUGAGAGCAGAAUCCGAGAACUGACUCUGAGCAUCGAGAGACUAACCCAGGAGGCCAACCAGAAGAGAAAAACCUUAGACAACCAGCUAACAGAGACCAUCAUGACACAGGUCGCUGUGGAUAAGACGACAGAGAUAUUCCGACAGGCUAAUCUGGAGCGACAGGAGCUGAUCCACCAGUGGGAGAACACCAUCGAGCAGAUGAGGAAGAGAGACCAGGAGAUGCAGCAGUGUGCUUUGAUGCUGGCAGAAUCGAACCAUGAGAUCCGUGAACGGGAAGCACUGAUAAAGGAAAAAAAGAACUUCCUGUCCGGCGAGGUGGAGAAUAACAAGGAGUGUGAGAGGGAGAUCACAAUCGCCGAGCGACAAUUCAUCAGGCUUCAGCAGCAGCUUCAGGAGCAGGAGAGCAGCCGGAUGCGUGUGAAGGAUGAGCUGGAGACUCUAAAGGGCACAGUGGACCGUGCCGCUACAGAGGUGGAAUCUAUGAGGUCUAAGUUAACCAGCGUGAAGAAGGACAUCAGCAACAAAACUACCAAGCUGGAGGAGGCCUGGCUCCAGAACGCUGCUCUAGAGGAGAAGCUUCAGUUGGCGACAGAGGCGGCGCUCAGUGUGGAAGAGAGAGCAGAACAGAUGGAGCAGAUACUCUCAGACCAGGAGCUGCACCUCAAAGAGAUUGAUGCCCAGCUUAAACGGCAACGUGAGCUCCUGUUCAGGAAGAGUCAGGAACUGCAGACUCUGAGGGCAAAAGAGAAGAAUGCCACGGCUGAACUCUCCGGCAGCCGGAUGGCGCUCUCGAGCCUGGACAACCGCCUCAAUAAACUGGACCAGAGCACCCUCCAGCAAGAGGGGAUCAUGUACACUCAGGACUUCCAGAUUCAGCUGCUGGAGAGGAAGAUGGCUCACCUGCGCGGCGAGGUGAACACAGAGGAAAGGCAGGCUCUGGAGAAGCGAAUCUCUGAACUGUCCAGUGCUCUGGAGGAGAAGAAGGAGACAGCGGCCAUGCUCGCCACUCAGUUGAAGAAGCUGCAGGAUGACAUCCGCUGCGUGAGCAAAGAGACAGAGAAGACUGGAGCAGAAAAGAGAGACCUGACCACCAAGAUUGAGGAGCUGACACGUUUCAGUGACACCAUGGAGAAAGAGCUGAAGAAACUUCACCUCCAGAAGCAGGACAACAUGAUAGACAAUAACAUCCUGAGGAUGGUGGUGAAGCGGCUGAGGGAUCAUCUGUACAGCGGGGCCGAUGGAAUGUUCUCUCUGGAGAAGAGGCAGCUGCAGCUACAGACGGCCAUGAAGGAGCGGCAGGAGGAAAUCCGCCUGCACAGAGAAAUGCUCACCAAGCAGCUGAAGAUCACUGAUCAGGAAAGACAAGGACUCAGUGCUGAGGUUCAUGAACGACUGUCUAAAAUCGACAAGAUAAAGAAGAGGUAUGAGAUCCUGAUCACUGCUAUGGCUCCUCCAGAAGGAGAAGAAGAUAAAUCUCAGGCCUACUACAUCAUAAAGGCAGCUCAGGAGAGAGAGGAGCUUCAGAGAAAGGGGGAUGAGCUGGAUGCUCAGAUUCGGAAGAGUGAGAAAGAGAUCACGGCCAUGGAGAACACCUUCCAUGUUAUCAAUAACCGGAACGCCACGUAUCGAAAAUCCUCAAACAAGGUCACGGAGUCCAGUCCAGAGUAUCAGGAGAAAAUGAAGUUAGAUGAACAGAAACGAGCAGCAGAGGAGAAAUAUAAACACAAAAGGCGGCAAAUCAGAGAACUACAGGAGGACAUUCAGGGCAUGAGCAGCUCACUGAACAGCCUUCUUCAGGAGGAAUCUGCAGAGAAGAGAAGCAGCGAUGACGUUGAAGCACGCAUUCAGCUUCUGAACAAAGAACUUCAUUCCCAGCAAGCGAAACUGGACAGAGUGACCAAACAGUGUUCCAAACUCACAAAGGAAAUCCGCUCAGCGAAGAAGACCAAAGAGCAGACCUUCGAGGAGCGUGACAUUGACCUAAAAGAACUGAAAGAUCUAAACAGGACUGUGAAUAAGAUGCUUCUGGAGGUCAUGGAGGAGCAUCCUGAUCUCCAGGCCAUGUUACAGAUGUACUUCAUACAGGCCAGUCUGCCCCUCCCAUCUCCUGCUUCCACUCCAUCUAGUCGGAGUUCAAAAUUAAGCUCAGCCCGAAGCUCUAUUUCCCUGAGAUCUCCAGGUUCAUCAGUUGGCAGCAGCCCCAGAGGCUCAGCAGUUCAGUCUCCUGCUAAACAGACACUGGAACUGGGACUGGGACUGUCCGUGUCCUCCCCUCUGGUGGCCGGCACCUCUUCCAGAGCUUCCCGCAGUGGCAGCGCCAGUGGCAGCAGCAGUGGCAGGAGCAGCCAGCUUAAGAGUCCAUAACUAAUUUCUCCCUUUACCACAAUAAUACUGAUUUUAUUCAUAUAAAUCUCA